CCUCUCUUUCUCCACUCGUUUUUCUUUCCAAACAGGGAAAAGUGUUCCGUGAAGCGGUAGUGCCUUUCCGCCUCGCCUUCUCCUCCCGGGCUCGGGUCGCGGCUCCGGCCCGGCGCAGGCUGGUGGGGCGCGCGCGGGGACGCCUCGGUGCCCGAGAGAGCGGGGCGCGGGGCUGGAGCCCCGCGCGCUUCUCGAGGCGCCGCGCCCAUCUCUCCAAAGGUCCGCCGGCUGCGCCCGGACGCCCCGCAGCCAGGCAGCGGCUGAGCGGGGCCGCGCCCGCGUCCGGGGAUCGGGAUGUCCCUCCUCCUCCUCCUGCUAGUUUCCUUCUGUGUUGGAACCCUGGGAACUCACACUGAGAUCAAAAGAGUGGCAGAGGAAAAGGUCACUUUGCCCUGUCACCAUCAACUGGGGCUCCCUGAAACAGACACCCUGGAUAUCGAAUGGCUGCUUACUGAUAAUGAAGGGGGACAAAAAGAGGUGAUCACUUACUCCAGUCGUCGUGUCUACAGUAACUUCUCUGAGGAACAGAAGGGCCGAGUGGCCUUUGCUUCCAAUUUCCUGGCAGGAGAUGCCUCCCUGCAGAUUGAGCCUCUGAAGCCCAGUGAUGAGGGCCGGUACACGUGUAAGGUGAAGAACUCAGGGCGCUACAUGUGGAGUUACGUCAUCUUAAAAGUCUUAGUGAGACCAUCCAAGCCCAAGUGUGAGCUAGAAGGAGAGCUGACCGAAGGAAGUGAUCUGACUCUGCAGUGUGAGUCAUCCUCUGGCACAAAGCCUAUUGUGUAUUACUGGCAGCGAAUUCGAGAGAAAGAGGGAGAGGAUGAACAUUUGCCUCCCAAAGCUACAAUUGACUUCAACAACCCUGGUCGAGUUCUGCUGCAGAAUCUUACCAUGUCUUCUUCUGGGCUCUAUCAAUGCACAGCAGGCAAUGAGGCUGGGAAAGAGAGCUGUGUGGUGCGAGUGACCGUACAGUAUGUACAAAGCAUCGGCAUGGUUGCAGGAGCAGUGACAGGUAUAGUGGCUGGAGCCCUGCUGAUUUUCCUCUUGGUGUGGCUGAUAAUCCGAAGGAAAGACAAAAAAAGAUAUGAGGAAGAAGAGAGACCGAAUGAAAUCCGAGAAGAUGCUGAAGCCCCAAAGGCCCGCCUUGUGAAACCUAGCUCCUCCUCCUCAGGCUCACAGAGCUCACGCUCUUGUUCUUCCUCCACUCGCUCCACAGCAAAUAGUGCCUCACGUAGCCAGCAGACAAUGUCAACUGAAGCAGCACCCCAGCCAGGGCUGGCCACCCAGGCAUACAGCCUAGUGGGGCCAGAGGUGAGAUGUUCUGAACCAAAGAAAGUUCACCAUGCUACCCUGACCAAAGCAGAAACCACCCCCAGCACAAUCCCCAGCCAGAGCAAAGCCUUCCAAACUGUCUGAAUUAGAGUGGACUUCACUCCCGUACUUUCCUAGGAGUCAGGAUCUUAGGACUCUUCCAGCUAUUGGAACUCUGUCACCAGCCACACAAACUCCCUCAGAGAAGAGAAAAGGUCAUUUAAGCAUCCCAUGGAACAUCCCAUGGAACAGAUUCAGAUGAGCACUUUCCUUAUACGACACCAAACAAGCAAAAGGAUGUACGCUGAUCAUCUCCAAAAAGGCAUCUCAUUGUGCCUCUGGGCUGGGGUAGGGAAGCGGGAGUGCAAAUCAUUUGUUGAACAGGAGGUGAGAAGACUGGGGAAAAGGGAGUGAAUACACCUAAAAUUUCUCCCCAGGAUGUUUUGUAUCAGUGCUUCAAUUCAGUAUGAUCAAGAAGAAAUGGGUGUUGUUCCUAAAUUUUCUAUGCAUUUCUGCAGACUACUGAAUUACUGUGAUUAUUCACAUAGUCAAACAGAAUCCACAGCCUUAUAUUAUACCUGUUUGCACCAUAUACUGAGAUAACCACUUCUAAAAAAUUCCUGGAGAGGAAGUGUGUAGUCUUCUCUGAUUCAACUUCAUUUGUCAUAAGUUUUGGAAAUAAACGUCAAGAGGAGUUGAAGUACUGGCAGAUGGAGAAGAACGAAUUGAGCUUGUACUCUUCUAUCAACUAUCAAUAUCCCAACUGACAUUGAACCCUAAAAUAAGAACUAUAAAAGUAGUCUAAAAUGUGUGACAAAGGUCUACAAAAAGCCUUCCAUCUUGACAUUCAGAGAGGAUUGCUAACCAAUACAAGAAACAUUUACUGGAGCAACUGUGGAAUUUCUUUUCAAAUCAGAUGCCUCUAAGGAUUUCCGAGCUGGACAUAUCUAGAAGGAAAUAUUUAGUAGGUGUCAUUCAGCAAUGUCCUUAGAAUAAAGUCCUCCAGGGAAAAUAAGAUAGGUCUAGGGAUGUUGAAAGGUUACCUAACAUACCACUAUAACUACUUCCUGAGAACAUGUGAAACCAGAAUUUCAAGACUGACUACACUAGAAAGGGAGAUUACAUUGGGUUUUUUCCAUAAUAUGUUAAGGAAUAAUAUAAGGAAGUUUAGUGUUCCACCAAACUUGAAAAUUCCUCCAUUUCUUUCUGGGACUUUUGAUGCUCCUAGACCUUAAACUCUCAAAAAGAUCAGUGACUGCCAACAUUUCCUAAUGGGUGUGCAAGUACGUGCCAUAAUCAUUCUCUCCUGAGAGGGUAAAACAGACGGAAAUUCAGUAUUUUCCCAACUUCAGCUUCUAAGAAUGCCUACAUCUGGGCUGGAAAGAAGGGGAACUAACAUUUGGGGAAGACACAGUAAAAAUAACUAGUGGGUGGCAGGACAGGGUGCUACUAGAGCCUAAAUUUUUAGCUGCCAGAAUCUUGGAAAGUAUUAGUUGCAAGGAUUCAUCAGGGAAGAUACUGAAAGAGCUGAUGCAGCGUUUGACAAAAAGCAAGCAGCAAACUCUAGUAUUUCAACUUGCUAUUUUAAUAGUUUUGACUACUUGGAUUCCUACAGCACAAAGGCUGGUCCUGAAGCAGCCCUUUAAAGAACUUAACACAAAUGUCAACUGAUCAUAAUCAAUCAGUACUGCAGAAUAUUUGUCAUUAAAAGAGCGGAAAGCUAGAGGAAGAAAAGAAUGCUGAAUGUGGUGAUGACAACAUUGUCUCUUCAACAGGAAUGAGAUAUGUAUAAAGAAAAGGCUGAUCUGAGACUUUGCCCCAUCUCUCUGCUUUUUCAUUCCUACAGUAAAUUCUCAUAUUAAUGUCCUCACAGAGUAUAAAUGCGUUCUCUUCUAAAGUCCCUCAGUACUUAGGAGGAAAGUUUUUAUUGUUGAGGAGAAAGGUUUUCAGGGGUGCUGGGAGCAAACCCAGGACCUCACGCAUGCUAAGCUGAAAGUUUUAACCUAAGCUUUACCUUCCUCUACCAAAAGAAAACAAAGAGCUAUUGAGGAAGUAACAAAAAGAACUGUCUGCUAUUUGGUUAAGACCAAUGGCACAUUUGGAGUGCUUCUUAUGUUAUUUCAUUGUUAAGAUAGAAAACCGCUUACUCUUGACUACAUUUUCCUUCUUCUGGAAGUGUGGUAUCCAGGCAAUCUAUCUGCUGUGCUAUGUAAUUCUGAGAAUUCUUAUUCCUAGAGUACCUGAGCCAAACGAGCACUGUGGGAAGCUGCACCUAUGUCAUCACUAGCAAUUUUCUCUUGUUAUUCACUACCUUUGAACCUAAGGUUUCCUGUCUAUGCCUUUGAAACCAGGAAUAAAUCCCCAUUGCAUUAAAACGUUUAGAUUAAUGACAUAUUUUGCCAGUGUAUUCACAAUGGAAAUCUGCAACAAAUACACAAAACAGAUUAUACUAAGAGCUCAGAAAUCUAUGGAAUGAAAGAUUCUUAGAGAUAAGGUGCUGAAAGCUUAGCAAUACUGCCCAGCUCCUCUUUUGAGUCAGGCAUUUGAGUUCAGAUGAGAUUAGGCUCUGGGUUUAAGAUAAAGCCACUACUGGUUCCAAACCACAUUCCACUGACUGCAAAUAAAAUGAUCCUUUAAUGUGAAACAAACUGAAUAAGGAUAAAAUAACUAAAUGGUAGAAGAAAAAUGGUAGGAAGACAAUGCUGGAAUGAUGUGGACGUUCGAAGGUAACUGCUUCAAUAAAAUAUAUAAACCAGGAACUUAAAAUUUGUAAAA
Molecule: messenger RNA, 4083 nt
Organism: Chinchilla lanigera (long-tailed chinchilla)
Lineage: Eukaryota; Metazoa; Chordata; Mammalia; Rodentia; Chinchillidae
Gene: Clmp
Product: CXADR-like membrane protein
Cellular component (GO): membrane; cell surface; cytoplasmic microtubule
Source: RefSeq, a predicted model, not a curated record